This is a messenger RNA of Amborella trichopoda, 1527 nucleotides long. NCBI's taxonomy places the organism in Eukaryota, Viridiplantae, Streptophyta, Magnoliopsida, Amborellales, Amborellaceae. The record is from RefSeq and is a predicted model, not a curated record.
UCUAAAUCCAUCUCUCUCUAAAACUCCAUCUCUCUCACAUCACCGCCUCUAUCCACCCGGAUCCUAACCCAAACCCAAGGACCCUAAUACCAUUAAGCUAUAUCCAGUUUUUGGACCCAUGCCGGACCCGAAUCGAGUCCUAGUCCCCUGCUGCGCGCGGUUGCGAGAGAGGUGUAAACUUUCCUCAAGCGCUCGCUGUGCCCUACCAUUAUCUCAUCUCCGUCCCUAACACAAGAGGAGAGAGAAACACAGUGAUGGAAACAUGGCAUAAAUAGUUUGAUUUCGCAGAAGAACAGAGGCUAGGUCACCAUGGCCAUGUAAAUAGAGAGUAGAUGUAUGUGUAACCAUAUGAGGCCUCCAUGUGUCAAUCCUUGGGCAGGUGUCACUCUUCUCCCAAACAAUCCCUCCCCAAUAUUUCAAAUUCCUCUCUUCUCUCUCUCUCUCUCUCUCUCUCUCCAUGGAUUCUCAGACCAUGACAAGCCCCACCUGCCUUUCUCCUCCCCCACAAGAGAGCGACCCGCUCUUGCUCAAACCAGUGGAUUGGCUCAUCGACCUUCUCUCUAUACACCUCAACUUCAUUUCCCAUUUCUUCUCUGCAAUUUCAUCCACUUUCUAUGCCUUCUUAUCCAUAGUUCUCGAGUGCUUUCACUCGACUAAUGCGGCCCAACACAAGGCUGAAGAGACCGCUCACCAGGAGCUCGAAGCCAUUUCGAGAGCUCCCUUUGCCGUGGUUGAAGGUGGGGGUCUAUUUGCGAAGAAGCUGGUUUUUGGCUGCUUGGGGGCCACUUAUGGGAAUUUCAAGAGUUUGGUUCGUGGGAAGAGAGCUAUACCAGCCGGUCACACCUUCUUUGUCUCUGUGGUUCUAGUAAACUCAUCGGUAACUUUUUCCGGCCAUUAGAUCCGGCGGAACUAGUAUUGGGCGACUCCCCUGGUGAAUAGAACUCAUCCUCGAAUUCGCUAGAUUCUGUCAAAGACCUAUCAGAAAAUGGCUCAUUCUCUCAGGAAAAAGCCCCAUUAUCGCUGGGAAAAGCCACAUUCUCACCACAAACAGGCCUGGAUAGAGGCGGCAAUGGCGUAAUUACGAGUCUUCUUUACGAUGCCCAAGGAAGAGAGAGAAAGUCCACAUUGACAGGAAAAAUAAGAGUGAGGAUUGAGUUGAGACUUGAGAGUGUAGAGAGAGAAAAGAGAGAGAAAAGAGAAUGGGAGAUGAGAGAAAGAGAUUGUGGGUAACAGAAAGGUAAGGUAGGCAAAGGCAUGGAACGGUGAGGAAUUAAUUGAGUCAGAGAGAGAGAGCAAAUUGAGAUUUGUUGAGAGAGAUAGCAAAUUGCUUUUUUUAGGGAGGAAACUGGAAAGCUUUGGUAGGGAGAGCAGAUUGAUGAGGAGAGAGAUAGCAAAUUGAUAGUUUUAGGGAGGAAACUGGAAAGCUUUGGUAGGGAGAGCAGAAUGAUGAGGAGAGAGAUGGAGUUUUAGAGAGAGAUGGGGUUGAGAUAGGGUUUAUUUGGGUCAAAAAAUUAUGGUAAAAAAGUA